AAUAAAUGCAAAUUUCAGUUUCCAAACUAUAUUAAAUGCAUCAGCUGCAAUUUCCACCCACCUCUCUUCACUUCUUCUCUAAAUAAAUUAAUUAAAAUACAAAAUUUUCAAAAACAAAAUUAAAUUUUUUAAAAAUCUUUUAUCACUCUCUUCUCUCUCACAUGGACCCAGUCUUCUUCUUCUUUACCAAUAAAUGUCAACAGCCGCCUCCUCCGCCUCCGUCUUCCUAAACCACCCUCCUUUUCCACCGUCGCCACCACAACACGGCUCCAACCACUCUUAUCUCACAACUCUAGGCUUUGGCUACUCCAUAGCCAUAGCUCUCGGUUUCCUCGUCCUUCUCUCUACCGUCCUUUUAUCCUCAUAUAUCUGCUGCCGCGACUCUCGCCGCCGCACAACCGCCGUGGAAUCUGUAGGAGACCGUGGCGGAAGUGUAAUCCUCCCCCGCAUAAUAUUCGUCGCUGAAGAAGACAAUGAUCUCGAAGCAGGUGAUGUCGUGGUGGGACUCGAUCAAGCAGUCAUCAACUCUUACCCUAAGUUCCACUAUUCCAAAGAUUCAUCCGCCGCGUCCUCCGAUGGGUUCGGCAGUGGAGGAGAUACGACGUGUUCGAUCUGUUUGUGUGAGUAUAAAGAAGCGGAGAUGCUGAGGAUGAUGCCCGAGUGUAAACACUACUUCCAUUUGUGUUGUCUUGAUGCGUGGCUUAAACUCAACGGAUCUUGUCCUGUUUGUCGUAACUCGCCGCUCCCGACGCCGACAUCUACACCUCUGUCGACACCUUUGUCGGAAAUUGUGCCGCUCUCGCAGUAUGCCGCCGAUCGGAUGAGAGCAAGAAGAUGACAAUUAUUACUACUUAUUUACAUAGAUCCACUCGCCUAGUUAGGGUUCAAGGGUCGGAAACUAACUUUAGUUAAAAUAUUAGAUUUGUUGGAUGUCGGAAAUAGAUGUUUCUAAAGUUGGGAACAAAAAUAGUGAAGAUAGUAUUGUUUAUA
Messenger RNA from Camelina sativa (false flax), 990 nucleotides. RefSeq names its product RING-H2 finger protein ATL67. NCBI's taxonomy places the organism in Eukaryota, Viridiplantae, Streptophyta, Magnoliopsida, Brassicales, Brassicaceae. The record is from RefSeq and is a predicted model, not a curated record. Gene Ontology annotation, biological process: protein ubiquitination. Gene Ontology annotation, molecular function: transferase activity.